Pyricularia pennisetigena is the source of this 1428-nucleotide messenger RNA. RefSeq lists its product as uncharacterized. The record is from RefSeq and is a predicted model, not a curated record. NCBI's taxonomy places the organism in Eukaryota, Fungi, Ascomycota, Sordariomycetes, Magnaporthales, Pyriculariaceae. The coding region runs from base 1 to 1428 and encodes 475 amino acids. The transcript has a single exon.
AUGGCCUCGCUUGAGAACAACGCUGAAGCGAUCCAGCUCAACGGCUCCGGUUCACCACUCCAUCAGCAAGAAGAGAAGAACGUUGAAAAUGUUGGCAUUCCCAGCAGCGACUUCAAGCGCCAUGGCGACGAGGAGUCAUCGCAAAAUGGCCCUGCGGCGAAGCGGGCGCGCAUCGGCGAUGUUGAUGACCAGCCAUUCCUGAUCAACGAAGACUUCGAGGUGGAGGAAAUUCCGCCGCCUGCUUUUGUCGGCCAAGCGGAUGCCUUCGACUACGGCAAUAACGGGCAGUCAAAGACGCAGUCCAACAGUCAAAUUGAAGCCCAGUUGGAAUCGGAGUACAAGGCCGACUUUGUUGACCUUUUAGGUGACGAUGAGAUUACACUCAUCCAAUUUCCCAAGCCGGAAACCAAACCCGCCCAGACAAAGAACCACGCCGCUCAGGAGAGCACCGGCGAUGACGAUGUGGUCGUGAUAAUCGAUAGCCCAGUGGUGAACCAUGUGGCUCCGAGCCUCGUCAGCCAGACUGUGGAAAGCAUACAGCCUGCCCAAGACUUUGCAGCUUCCAACCAGGAAACCCUAAACUACGCCAUGGCAAAGGACGCCCUAGGAGCCCUGGCGGACUGCACCGCUAUCCGCUCCGUGCUCUCAAAGGCCCCCAACAUCGUACACCCGAACUCAUGGGAAAAGGCCCUGGACAUCCUCACCAAGGUGCCGCCCGCCAGGGAUGACUAUGACAUCUUCAAGCGCCUGCUGUUCACCUGGUACACGGACCGGUCAGACCCGACAAAAGAGGCCGAGGAUGAGAAUCCAGGCGAGGAGGUUGCGGCGGCGGCGGCGGAGGAGGAGGGGGAGGAGGCCGAGCCCGAGGAGGACUUGGCCGACAAGGUCUUCGAGCCGUACCUGGCUGUAGUCAAGCAGCUGAUGGAGCAGGUAGAGAAGUCAAAGAGCGAGAUGCGGGCGGACACAAAGUUUGCUGCCGUGAACGAGGACACACAAUUCUUGAAGAAGCUAGCGGACAAGCUGCAUGAUCUCCGGAUUCGGCUCUUGUCUUCUAUGGACGAGAAGACUCUGAAAUUCUCGCGCGCGGUCAUUGCCGACGAAUUGCAAGAAGAGAUUGAACAGGUUCUCGACCACCUCGACUACAAGAAGCAAAGGGACGCUGAGGCUGAGGCAGAAGCGGCUGCGGCUGUUGCCAUUUCCGAAACUGCCAACAAGCAGCGCGCGGGAUCUUCUGAGCCCGCUGCCAAUCAAUCAGAUCUGGAGAUUUCAUUGAUUGAAGUAAACCAAGAGCAGGAUCAGGAAGAUGGCGUCGACUUCGGUGGUGCUACCGGUGACGAUGUCCAUCGUCCGAACCAAGGCUCACCAGCCGAUAACACUACCACGUCACCACGCCGCGAGCGGGAGACGGAGACCCCUCAUCGCUAUUAG